AGUUUAUUUCUAUCCUAUUUUUGAAAAAAGUCUAAUAUUACUUCAAAAUGAGUUUAAAAUUACAUCUUUUUGCAAUUAUACUCAAGAAAAAAUAUAUCACUCGUUGUUUUGGAUUCCGUGUACUUUUAGAAAUUUUUUGCUGUGUACAAUAAUUUAUACACAUGUGAUUUUUUUUUAACCGUGUAAAUGCAUGUAUGUGUGCAUGAUCAAUGCACGGGGGAAGCGAUAAAGCCUUUUUGUUCUCGUUUCAAUAGUGGUGUUUGUUUUUCUGUAAUUUACCGUCAAUUGAAAAUAAAUACAUUUGAAACGGUAAAUACUCCUAAUUCUUUUACAGAUUAUUGGGAGCUCAUAAUUAUACAAAAAGCCGCCAAAAACAUAUUAAACGUUUGAAUAUUUUCGAACAACGAAUCAAAGCAAUCCAUGUAACGCAGCGAAUGCCAAGAAAAUAACCUUGUAAACUCGUAAUUCAAAAUGGACGCCGUUCGAGCACAGCACGAUAUUACUCUACUGUGUGAAUCUCGCCCUUGGAACGAACACCAACUGGCAUCGGUUACUUCCAACUGUUGCAUCGAAGGGGUUUCAUUGGAUAGUUUACCUUUCUCUUCUGCUAACAUUGUUUCCGUGCUAGAUAUGGCGCAACAUGAGCCGGAAGAGCUGAACCACUCGGUCCUCAAGGAACAGCGUUAUAAUAUCAUACAAAGUAAACUGAAUUUGGAAGAAAAACGAGGACCCAAAUACCGCUGCCUGGAGUGCACUUUCACUUUGCCGACCAGGCUCAGUAUGGUGACCCAUAUGAAAGGACACCUGAAACCGUUUUGUGAAGUGUGCUUCGAAACACUUAAAUCUAAAGAUGCUGUGCAUCGCCAUAUGACUGUUACUCAUCCCGAGGUGGUAGCUCGUGACUGUACUACUCCGCCGAUGAAAGACUAUUAUUACCUACAGACGAUAGUUCCGCCCAAUACGCCGAAUACUGCCAUUCCAGAUGAUGAAAUGACAGUUAUUAAUGGCUUGGUUAACCCCAUCAUCAAAGUACCCGUUAAUCCCAUAGGGGCACAGAAGUUUUUCGGGCCAGAUGACACAGAUGGAGUUAGCACCGAAGAUGAACAUCGUUUAGUUAUCGAUGAUGCUCCUCGUCCAAAAUCCAAUCGAGCUAAAUCGAAGAAAAAGAACGCCACUAAACAGACAAGAAAAUUGAAACCAAGCCCUAGUAUUAAGAAUCAACUUAAAUCCAGGGUAAAUACCAUGGAAACAAACGAUAAUAUUCUUAAGAUAACUUCGAGAUUUGGACGUUCGAUUAGUCUUAAGGUUCCUCAAUACUAAUUAUUAAGAUGUUAAGAAAUUUCACUUUUUUUCUGCAUUGAUUAAAAAACAAAUUUUGUUGAUUGGGUUUGUUGAAAUAAAAUAUUUUGGGUUACACAACCAUACACAACAUUUAAAACUAA
This is a messenger RNA of Uranotaenia lowii, 1442 nucleotides long. RefSeq lists its product as uncharacterized. The record is from RefSeq and is a predicted model, not a curated record. The transcript is spliced from 3 exons. NCBI's taxonomy places the organism in Eukaryota, Metazoa, Arthropoda, Insecta, Diptera, Culicidae. The coding region runs from base 472 to 1320 and encodes 282 amino acids.